Prorocentrum cordatum is the source of this 3076-nucleotide messenger RNA. NCBI's taxonomy places the organism in Eukaryota, Dinophyceae, Prorocentrales, Prorocentraceae. The record is from the annotation of a GenBank genome assembly.
AUGCAGGAGCUGCGGCGGGACCACGCGGUUCCCGUACCGCCUCGCGAAUCGUGGCAGGAGAAUGCCGAGUUGAGGCUGGUUCCCGUUGGGUAUGGCCACCGCAUGGUCACCAUGGCUCAGCUCCGCUACUCCAUCCAGUCCUCUCUAGUGCCUGCCCAGCGCAAGCGGAUCGAGGACAAGAUCAUCAGCAAGAAGUGGCAGACCUCCUCUGUUGUGCCGGUCAGCUCGGAGAACCUCGACGGGAGCUGCUGCACCUUCGAGAUGAACAGCGACGCCGGGCCAGUGCAGGGGGGCAUAUACAUGUUCCAGGUGCGCGUGGGAGACGGCUGCCGCUGGUCUGCGUGGUCGCCGACCUCGGUCGCCUUCGGCUGGCGAGUGCCGCCGCCGGCGCCCCCGGUCGCGACGAGAGUGGGUGCGCCUGCGCAGGUGGCUGUCGAGAUCGUCUCCUCGAGCUCGGCGCGCCUGCGCUGGGGUGACUUCACGCCGGCCCCCGGCCUGACGCUCCUGGAGUACGAGCUGCAGGCCGUGCCCCAGCUCAAGGCCACUGGAGGCGCGGACAGCGCCUCCAUGGCGUCGACGGCCUUCCAGCACCGGCACCGUGGGGGCAUCGUCCAGCACGACAUCACGGGGCUGAUCCCCUUCAGGACGUACGUCUUCUCUGUGCAGGCCAGGUACCCGGAGGUCGGGGACAAGACCUGGACGGGGCGGCUCGAGUCGGCCCCAGUGACGCUGGAGCACACCGAGGUGAUCCCAGAUCCCCCGGCCCCCCGCCUUGUGGCGGGCGCCGAGGACGCUGGGAGCGAGGCGGACGAGGGCGCGUUCGCUGUCCUGGACUACCCUGGCGAGGAGUGCGGCGUCCGCUACGACCUGCAGUACGCGCCGGCGGUGGGGCCAGAGGCGGAGGCCGAGCUGCGCACGAGCCAGGACCCGUGGCGCGCCCCGCCGUCGCUGCUGGCCCUGGAGUGCGAUGGCGCGGCCGCGCGCGCGGGCAAGGAGCCUCGCUGGCGCGCCCGCCUCCCCGACCCACGCUGCCUCCAGGGCGGGCCCCUGCAGGCGGCGCUGCUGCAGCAGGUGCGCUUCCGCCUCCGCGCGCAGGACGCCGAGGGCGCGCCCUCGGAGCGCCGGUGGUCCUCGCCCUCGGCCCCCGCGAGCGUCGGGAUCGCGCCCCCCGACGCCGUGACGUCCACCGUGGCCGUGGCGGGCCAGAGGUUGGUGCUACAGGUGCAGCUCUCGCUCGACCUCCGCCUCGCCGGGCUCCUGGCCGCGGCGGGGGCCGCGGAGCUGGCGCGGGCGCGCGCCGAGCUGCGGGAGGCGCUGCGGCAGGGGCCGGGCCAGGCCCUCGAGGACGGCGCCGCGCCAGGCUCCGCGCACGAGCCGCCGCUGCUCGCCUGGCCGCGGGGCUUCGGCCACGCCUUCGUGACCCGCUGCCAGCUGCGCCUGCGGCGAUCCGCGGCGCGCGCGCAGGGCGCCGGGCCGGCUGGCGAGGGCGCCGAGGUAGACCGGGACCACUUGGAGCUGUUGCUUGCUAGCGGCACCCGCAACGCGCACGCGCGCUGGUUCUCCAUGGAGGCGCUGCAGCCCCCCGGGCAGGCGCUGGCGGCGGGCGACGUCGUGCAGGUCGCGGCGCGCGUGGGGGACGGGGUGCAGUGGUCCGCCUGGAAGAGCUCCAAGGAGCUCGCGGUGGCGGUCGCGGCCCCGCGCAGGGCUCAGGACGGGGACGCCGCCGAGGCCUGCUGGGCGGAGGACGCCUGCACCGUCCGCUGGCCGGCCGCGGCCGCCGCCCCAGGGCUGGACGCUGUCGAGUACCUGGACGUGCGCUACAGCUUCGUGGUGCUGGCGCGGUACCCGGCCGUGGGCUCGCGCGAGUUCACGCGGCUCUUCCAGACCGGCCCCGUCGCGUGGCGCAGCCCCGUGCCGUCCGCCGAGCCGGCGCAGGCCGAUGGCCCGCCGAUCCCCCCGCCGGCCGUGGAGAGGGUGGCGACGCCGGGGGACGGCAAGAGGCUGUCCCGCUGGGAGAUGGAGGGCGAGGGGCGCCUGGUGCUGCUCCGGUGGCCGGGCCUGCUCGCGCCGGCCGAGGGCGGCGGUCCGCCCCAGUACGAGGUGCAGGCCUCCCGGGAGUGCGCCUCUGCGCUCGGGCGCCGGGCCCGGCCAGUCGCGGAGCCGUGGGCCACGGGCCGGGAGUGGGUCCAGUGCGACCCGACCUUCGUGACGCUGGACGGCGUCCCCUGCGCCGCGCUCUGGCGGCUGCCCUUCCCGGUCGGCCGCUUCCGCCUCUUCGACGCCGCCGCCAGGCAGGAUGUCCGCUUCCCGAUGCGGUCGGCGUCGAUUCGGGCUCGGACCGUGAUCAGUCAGAAGGUCGAGGUCCGCUUCCGCGCGCUCGGGGCCGGCGGCACGGCGGGGGCCUGGGAGCAGGCCGACGCAGUGCCGCUCGGCGUCGCGCGGGCGGCGGACGGGGCGGCGGCCGAGGCCACCGUCCUCGUGCGCGAGGAGGACGGGCUGGAGCUCGGCUCCGCGUACGAGUUCGGGGUGCGGCUCGGCGACGGCUACAGGCUCGGCCCCUGGUCCGAGGCCUCCGCCCCGCUGCCCUUCGCCAUCUCCCCGCCGUGCCCGGGGCAGGGCGCCGGCAUCCGCGUGCAGGCGCGGGAGACCACCGCGGUGCUGUCGUGGGAGGCCUUCGAGCCGGACGCGGAGCUGGCCGAGAGGCUGCCGAGCUUCGGGCAGCUGCCGGUGAAGUACACCGUGAGCGUGUACGACGGGCAGACGCUGGAGUUGGUGACCCGCCUGGACGUGGCUGGCGGGGCCGCCUGCCAAGGGCAGGGCGGCAGCGUGGAGGUCCACUCGCUGGCCCCGGGGACCUCGUACUCCGCCAGCCUGGCGGCCACCUGGGCCCGCUUCGGCGGUGGAAGCGCCGCGUCCCGGGAGCCCGGCGCCAGCGGGCAGGCCGGGGGCAGGCCCCUCCUGGCCGCCUUCGCGACGCUGCCGCCCUCUGCUCGCCCAGCCUCCGGCGGCGCGGGGCGGCCGCGCUCGGCGCGCGGCGUCUCCGGCGCCCCGGCGGAGGGCGGCGUGGACCUGCCGC